Messenger RNA from Gavialis gangeticus (Gharial), 1548 nucleotides. RefSeq names its product solute carrier family 39 member 3 (gene SLC39A3). Bases 303 to 1250 code for a protein of 315 amino acids. Gene Ontology annotation, biological process: zinc ion transmembrane transport. The record is from RefSeq and is a predicted model, not a curated record. The transcript has 2 exons. Gene Ontology annotation, molecular function: zinc ion transmembrane transporter activity. Lineage: Eukaryota; Metazoa; Chordata; Crocodylia; Gavialidae. Gene Ontology annotation, cellular component: plasma membrane.
UGCCCCGUGUCCUCGCCUGCCUCCAUGCCCGCAUGGCGCGCUGCGUGCUGGCUGAAUCUGGGCGGUGGCCGGACAGUGCCUGUGCCCUGUCCGAGGUGCCGUCUGGGCUGAACAGCUCUCUGUUGGGUAUUAUUCGCAUAAUUAGGGCAGCUAGCACUUUGUUUGCUCCUGUCUGCAGCUUUUGUGCUUGGUUCAUGGCUCUUGUCCAUGUGGCGUGACUGCCAACGUGACGAUUGAAGCAUCUCUCCAAGGGACGCAUCUCUGCGGAGGCCCUGCCGGGGGGCCCUCUUCCAGAGGACACGAUGAAAAUCCUAGUGGCUAAAGUCCUUUGUCUGCUGGGCGUCUUCGUCCUCAUGCUGCUUGGGUCCCUGCUGCCUGUCAAGCUGAUUGAGGCAGACUACGAGAAAGCUCACCGUUCCAGAAAGGUCCUUGCCCUCUGCAACUCUUUCGGAGGAGGGGUCUUCCUGGCCACCUGCUUCAAUGCCCUGCUCCCAGCAGUCCGGGAAAAGCUUCAAGAAGUCCUCAAGCUAGGGAACGUGAUAACAGACUACCCCCUGGCCGAGACUAUCAUGCUGGUGGGGUUCUUCAUGACGGUCUUUGUAGAGCAGCUCAUCCUGACCUUCCAGAAGGAGAAGCCCUCCUUUAUCGACCUGGAGACCUUCAACGCCGGCUCAGAUGUCGGGAGUGAUUCUGAGUACGAGAGCCCCUUCAUCGCCACCUCCCAUGGGCGCACACUGUACAAUGAGCACAGCCACCACUCCCACAGCCACAGCCUGAACAUCCGGGAGCUCUCCCGCUCCAGCCCCCUGCGGCUCUUCAGCCUGGUGUUUGCCCUGUCAGCCCACUCCAUCUUUGAGGGCCUGGCCCUGGGCCUGCAGGAGGAAGGGGACAAGGUCAUGAGUCUCUUUCUGGGGGUGGCCAUCCACGAGACACUGGUGGCCGUAGCGCUGGGCAUCAGCAUGGCCAAGACCUCACUGGCACUGAAGGAUGCCGCCAAGCUGGCUGUGACAGUCAGUCUGAUGAUUCCCUUGGGCAUUGGCAUUGGCAUGGGCAUCGAGAGCGCCCGCAAUGUGGCCAGCAGCGUAGCUUCUGUGGUGCUUCAGGGCAUUGCAGGGGGGACCUUCUUAUUUGUCACAUUCUUCGAGAUCCUGGGGAAGGAGCUGGAGGACAAGAACGACCGCCUGCUGAAGGUCCUCUUCCUGGUGCUGGGCUAUGCCGUCCUGGCCGGGCUUGUUUUCUUCAAGUGGUGAGGGCAGAGAGGAGACCCCAGCUCCUUCCCCUCGUAAACGGUGCUGAUAGCCAGCCCCCUUUCCAGCCAGGCGGGGACGCGGAUGCCAGCGCCAGGGUGAAGCAUCCGCAUCCAGAUGGUGGCAACACAUUGACCUGAAGAGAGAAUGGUUCCCCCAGGGUCAAGGGAGAAGAAUCACACAAGGUUUCAUGCGACUGUCCCCACAUGCUGUAUUAGUGGGGUGGGGAGAGGCUUGUACAGAGGCUACUGAAAAUAAUAUUUGUAAUAGUGAGUAGGGCCUUAAAUGCUGCUUCCGAAGG